Nannospalax galili (Upper Galilee mountains blind mole rat) is the source of this 540-nucleotide messenger RNA. Its product is annotated as protein FAM177A1. NCBI's taxonomy places the organism in Eukaryota, Metazoa, Chordata, Mammalia, Rodentia, Spalacidae. The coding region runs from base 199 to 513 and encodes 104 amino acids. The transcript is spliced from 2 exons. The record is from RefSeq and is a predicted model, not a curated record.
CGUCACGGGCGGUGCCCGACGGCUGCGUCUUCCCGGCCGACCGGUCGGGCGGAAGCGGGUGUGCGGAGGCCCCGCCCGGUCUGCGGGCCACUAGCGCCUCCUGGCCACCGAGGGAGAACGAGGUGCGAGCCUGGCGGCUGGUGCUCGGCGCCUGGGCCCUCACCCUGUGUUGCCCAAAGCCCCGGGGCGGCGACGACGAUGGACUGCGAGCCGGCCGGUCGCGCAGCGGCGGGAGAAGCGGUGGCAGCGUCUGCAGCGGCCGCGGUGUUCGGGGACCGGGCUCGGCAGAUAAGUAAUGAAAGAGGCUUUGAAAAUGUAGAACUGGGAGUCAUAGGGAAAAAGAAGAAAGUCCCUAGGAGGGUCAUCCACUUUGUGAGUGGUGAGACAAUGGAAGAGUACAGCACAGAUGAAGAUGAAGUUGACAGCCUAGAGAAGAAAGAUGUUUUGCCUACUGUUGACCCGGUAUGUUUGAUGUUGGUAAUCCUUGCAUCACUGGGUUUUUGUUUUGGGUAAUUUGUUGCUCCUUGAACAUUGAAUGGA